Aspergillus tanneri is the source of this 1311-nucleotide messenger RNA. RefSeq names its product BAR domain protein. The record is from RefSeq and is a predicted model, not a curated record. Gene Ontology annotation, cellular component: cytoplasm. Gene Ontology annotation, molecular function: protein binding. NCBI's taxonomy places the organism in Eukaryota, Fungi, Ascomycota, Eurotiomycetes, Eurotiales, Aspergillaceae. Bases 1 to 1311 code for a protein of 436 amino acids. The transcript has 5 exons.
AUGAAUGUCAACAAGAAGUUCGAUCGCUUCAAGCAAUGGGCGGGGGAGCGAAUGGGCGGCGAAGUCAAGACCAACCUCUCGGACAACUUCAAAGCCUUGGAGACGGAGAUGAACGUACGGCAUGAAGGUGUGGAUCGUAUUCACAAAUCCACGACCGCCUACAUCAAGUCCGUUUCCAAGCGCAGCGAAGGUGACGACAAGGAGAAAACAUUGCCUAUUGCCCAUCUAGGUGCCAGUAUGGUUGGCUACGGGGAGGAUUUUGAUGCGAAUUCAGAAUAUGGUUGCUCCUUGACCAUGCUCGGACGGGCAGAAGAACGCAUUGCUCGUAUUCAGGAAUCCUACAUCUCUCAGGUGAACUCGAGCUGGCUUGAGUCUCUGGAACGAUCCUUGACUCAGAUGAAAGACUACCAGGCUGCGCGCAAGAAGCUUGACAGCCGCCGACUGGCUUAUGACACCUCACUCUCCAAAGUGCAGAAAGUGAAAAAGGAGGACUUUCGCAUGGAGGAAGAACUCCGAACCCAGAAGGUCAAGUACGAAGAGGCCAACGACGAUGUCUAUCGACGGAUGCAGGAUAUCAAGGAUGCAGAGGCCGAGUACGUUGCAGAUUUGGAGGCAUUCAUGGAAGCCCAAUUGGACUACCACGAGAAGUGCACGGAAGUGCUCCUUCAGAUUAGGAAUGAAUGGCCUAGCAGACACUCUCAGACACCGACCCUGAACGGGCGCCGUAUCGGACGGGCUCGUUCCAACACUGCGCACUCGUUCCAAGACCGAUGUGAACCAUUGCAGGAGGAACUGACCAAUGGGACUGAUCAGCGGCCCAUUAUUCGCUCAAACAGAUCUCCCUCGUCCCAUUUUGCGGAGUCGAGAGAAACCUAUGCACCCGACACCCCUCCUCAGAGACCUAUUCUCAACCGGAUCACAACCUUUGAGGGACCCACACAGUUACGGCAGGAGCACUCGUCUGCAUCACCUCACUGGCCGUCGCGGACAGCCAGUGAGAAUGCCAUUACCCGGAGGAAUAGCAUCCAAAAUCGGUCUAUCCCAAGAGUACCCGCUGAUCCUCACAUGGAUUAUCCCGGAGAAUUCCGCUCCCAGAACGGAACGAGCCCUGAAAGAUUGUACUAUGGGCGGUCCGAGUCACCAGCGUCAUCUUAUGGAGGUGAGGUUUCGAGAAGGGCCAGUUCCACGACAUUGAACAAUGCCGGUUUACAUAAGAAGGCCCCUCCACCCCCUCCACCUUCACGCGCAAAGAAGCCCGCUCCUCCUCCUCCUCCGAUGAAGAAAACCAUCCUCAGCGCUGGCGAAGCGUAG